Ruditapes philippinarum (Manila clam) is the source of this 30895-nucleotide messenger RNA. Its product is annotated as nuclear anchorage protein 1-like. Gene Ontology annotation, biological process: signal transduction. Gene Ontology annotation, molecular function: DNA binding; molecular adaptor activity. The transcript has 73 exons. The coding region runs from base 87 to 29432 and encodes 9781 amino acids. Lineage: Eukaryota; Metazoa; Mollusca; Bivalvia; Venerida; Veneridae. The record is from RefSeq and is a predicted model, not a curated record.
CACGCAUGCGCCAUCUAGCGGAAACGUCAUCGUUAAACAAAAUGAAUUCCCAAACAGAAAGUUAACAAAACUAGCAAUAACCGAAGAUGGAAGAAGAAAACAGGGAUCAGAAAGUUAAAGCAGCAAAGGAAAAAUUGGCACAAUUUCAGCGUAAGAAAAGAAAGAAAAAAACAUGUCAUGAUGAAAACAACAGCUCAUCUGCACAAGUAGCCCUACAGGCAACAACAACUUCCCCACCUGAAGAUUCAUUCUCGGAUCCACAACUUUUCAUGGAUGGUGAUUCAUUGACUAUUAGUAGCUGUAGUGAAGAUGACACAGAUUCUGGACAGGAAUUGUCAACUCAAGCUCAGCUACGUUUGAAAUCCAAGUUACAGGAGAGAUCUCAGAGGGUGGAAGAACUGGAAGAGUCAUUGGUUGGUAAACAGCUUGCUCUUGAUAAAGUCAUCAAAGAGAAUGAGAAAUUGAAAACUUUGAUUCACCAUGUUGAUCACAAUGAGCAGUCAGAUGCAAAUCACAACCCUGUUGGGAAUAUGGCUGAAAAUCAGAACCAGUCCUGCUGUACAAAUGGUGCUGUUGAGAGCCAGUCUAGAGAAACUUGUUCCCAUACAAGCUCAGAGAGUGAAGCUGGUACCCAGGAAUUCACUAUCUCAGAUGUGCAAGAAUUAAUGCAUCAUCUACAGUGGCUGCAGCUACAACUUAAACAGGCUAACAAUACCUUACAAAUGCAGAAUGAGAAACAAAAAGAAACUGCAGGUGCUCUUUGUCGUGCCAAAGAAGAGAUAAAUUUACUCCAAAACAGUAUUAUACAUAAAGAUAAACUGCUGAAUGAACUUGUUGAAAAAAUGAAAUUAGUAACUACAGAGUAUGGAUUGCUGAAACAAAACUAUGCAUGUAUGUCUGAAAGCAGUAAUGAAAAUUUAGCGAAAGAAGUUGAAAAAGAAAAGAAGAUGAGAGCAGAAAUAGAAAAUGCACUGAAAUCUGAGCUUGAAGGAGUCAAAUCUGAGCACGAAUGCAAAAUCCAAGAACUCGUUGAAAGUCAUAAGGAAAGACUAGCAAUGGUAACUGAAGAGUAUGAGUUAAAAAUUAAAGAUCUUGAAUCACAAUUGAUAGAGAUAAGAACGAAAAACAAAGAAAAUGAGAUAAGCUUGGAGAAAAUGACCAAUGAGAAUACUGGUUUGCAAUCUUAUUGUGAUACAUUGACAAAAGGUUUAGAAUUUCUAAAAGAAGAGCAUGAGAAAGCUGUGAGUGAACUUAAUGAAUUGUCUGGAGGGUGUAAGAUCUUGAAAUCAGAGUAUGAUAAUCUUGUUGAGGAGAAAGGAUUAAGUGAGCUACAGGUAGAAUCAUUGACAGCUGAACUUGACCAUGUGAAAACUGAAAGAGAAAGUUUACUUGUUGAAAUUGAUAGGUUAAAAAAUGAAAAUGACAAAUUUAUUAAUGAUACUAAAGGUAUUAAUGAAAAGUUGGAAAACAUAACAGUGGAGAAUCAGAAACUUUUGCAAGAUAAUACUGCCUUGGCAGAUGAAUUAGUUAAAUUAAAGGGAGAUAAUGCAACAUACCAGAGCCAGAUUGCUGAAUAUGAGGGUAAAUUAAGUGAAAGUGAAGAAAUACUUGAUGAAAACCAUUCUCUUCAUGUGCUAAAUGAUGAACUCAACAAUAAAAUCAAUAACCAGAAGGAUGUGAUAGCAACAUUGAAAAAUGAACUUGAAGUUUUGACAUUAGAAAAUUCACAAUAUGUUGGUCAGGUGGAGGUUUUAUCAAAUGGUUUACAGCAAGUUAAAACGGAAAAUAUUGACUUAAAUGGAAAAAAUGAAAAUCUUCUGAAAGAGGUCACACAGCUGAAAGAUAAGAUAUUGCUUUUAGAAGAAGAGAAUUUACAGAAUAGAGACAAUCAGUUAGUGCUGAAUGAGGAAAUACAAAAUUUAAGACAAUGUUUAGCCGAGUCCUCCCCUGAGCCAUCAGCUAAAGUGCCUGUACAAGUAACAAAUGUGCUGAAAUUAAAUCAGUCUUUAGACACUGUAAAAGAAGUAAAAUAUCCAGUACCAGAAGAAUUGGAAAUUGUAAAUGAAGAAAUGAUAGUUGCUCAGGAAAGCAAGUCUCGAAGUGAGGCAGCACCACAUGUGUUCACAAGUCGAAGGGAUGAUAAUGAUGUUGAAAAUGAUAAGAAUGAAUAUUCUGACAAUGGUAGACGUUUCAAAAAGAAGAAACAGUCUAUUGAUUUAAGUGAUUAUGAGUCAAAAAUUGUAGAAUAUGAACAUAAAAUUGAACACUUGAACAAUGUGAUUAUUGAAAUCCAAGCAUCAAAAUUUUCAAAUGAGGUUGUAGAAGGAGCUAAGCAAGUAUUAAAAAGCGAUCUUUCAAGUGAGACUGGUGAUGAGUCAGAUAAAAUGUCUGCUGCUGCUACUAACAUUGAUGACACUGCAUAUGAGUCUUUGUUCGGUGAUCAUGCCCAUGUAGAACCAGGGUAUUCUAAUUCUGAUGUAGACAUUCUUGCGGAGAGACUACAGAAUAUUCAGCAGGAAUUAAACACUGCAACUCAGAUGUUACAACAUAAAACCAAAGAAUGUGAAGAACUUCAACAGGAACUUCAUAGUGCUAAACAAAAACUGUUGCAAGACAAACCAGAAUCGUCAGAUGGCAGUGAAGGUGCUUUAAAUGAUAUUGAUAAUAUUGAGACUGUCAGUAAACAGACCAAGGUAAGUGAGACCUGUUCAGUUACCUGUUUGGAAAAGGAGGUUAAUAUGCAUGCUUCUUCCUCUUUAUGUUCUGUUCCGAAUGAUGGUGUUGUUACUAUAGAUUCUAGUUUACCUGGGAUUAUUUGUAAAGGUGAUAGUGAUUUCUAUGUUGACCAAGAUACAUUUCAGAAUGUGAAUGAAGAUAGAAUGGGUAUGGGAUUACAUUCAUCUGACCAACAAGGAGUAUGCUGUGAUAUGGAAGGACUAAGAACUGAAACUGACAAUGGUAUUCAUGAAAAUUUGUUAAGAGAAUUAGCAAAACUGAAAGAAAAUUUGAUGAUUAAAGAAAUGGAAGUUAUGAAUUGUAAAGAUACACUGGAACAAAUGAGUAACAAAAAUUCUGAUUUAAACACCUGUGUUGAAAAUUUGGAAAGAGAGCAAGAACUAUUGAGAACUGAACUUGAAUCAAAAGAUAAAAUAAUAUCAAAAUUAAGAAAAGAUCAAGAAAAUUUAGAAACUGUAUGUGAGCAAUUUCGAGUUAGAAUGAAAAAUACAGAUGAAAUAUCAACUGAAAGAGAAAAACAGGUAAAUGAGCUUACUUAUGAAAAUGAAAAAUUGUUGUGGGAAAGAGAUGAAAUGAGUCAAUCUUUGACAGAUACUGAAAAACAAGUGCUUGAUAUGAAAACUGCAAAAUGUGAUAUUGAAUUUCAAAAGAUGCAAUAUGAAGAGGAGCUUAACAGAGUGAAAGAGCGUCUGGAAUACCUUGAAUCAUCCGACAUUGAUAUUAUGGAAAUUAAAGAUAUGCUUGAAAAAGUUCAAGAAGAAAAAGAGAAUAUAUUGCGAGAAAAUGAGAAUCUAAAUGGAUCUCUUUCUGCACAAAUUGAAGAAAAUGAAAAAUUGUUGGAAACCAUGCAAUGUUUGCAAAAAGAAAAUGCUUCAUAUUUAGAAAGGUUUAAAGUUUCUACUAUUGAAUUAGAUGAUGUAAGCAAUGAACUUAGAGAAAGAAAAUUAGCUGUUGAAAGUCUUGAAGAAAAAGUGAAAAUAUUAACAAAUGAAAUGCAGUCUCAGCAUCUUAGGUUUGAGGGUGAAAUUGAAGGUUUAUUGGAAGAAAAUUCAACUCUAAAAACCAAUGUUCAGAUGAAAAUUGACGAAUGUGAAAUACUUAAAAAUGACAAUGAAAGAUUGCAAAGUUUUUUCCCUAAUAUUGAUGAAGAAAAUGGAAAUAAUAACUUACUGAAGACAAAAGUAAAUGAAUUAGAAGACAUUGUAAAAGAAUUGAAAUUUGAAAAUGAAAAUUUAGUUGCAGAAUUAAUGGAAAGUCAGAACAAAGUUUUAGAAGGUGCUGAAGAAAAUGAACUAUUACUUGAUAAAUGUGAGGAAUUUCAAAGGAUAAUUAGUGAGCUUGAUGAUGAAAAAACGUUGCUGAUAGAAGAUGUGGAAAGAAUCAGACAAGAAACAAGUACUAAAUUACAGGAAAGUAAUGCUGUGAUGGAAAAGUAUGAAAAUCAACUUGAAUCUUUAGACCAGGAAAACUCAACACUGAAGACACAAAUUUUAAGUCUUCAUCAAGAAAAGGAUGAAAAUGAAAUAGAUAAUCAUGAUUACAAGGAAAAAAUGAUUGCUCUAGAGCAAGAUUUGUUAAGUUUAGGAGAACAGGUUAAACAGUAUGAAAAUACAAUUGUAGAGAAAGAGGAUAUUUCAUUGAGGUUAGGAGCACAUAUUGAAGAACUUUUAAAAGAAAAUACACACCUAAAAGACAAGUGUGAUAGCCUUGAAACAGAUUAUCAUGAUGUAAAAGAAAGGGAAGCUUAUUUAAAAGAACAAAUGAAAAUUUAUGAAUGUGCUCUCAAUUCUGGGGAAGAAGGCAGCAGGCAAGAAAUCAAAGUUUUGAGUUCAAGGUUGGAAUUAGAAAGCAAAUACAAAGCGAAGUUUGAGAAGGAUUUAGAACAUUCACAGAAUUGCUUAGCCCAAAUAGAGGAAGAAAAUAAAAAGAUGAAAGAAAGGAAUACCAUGUUAGAAAAAGAACUGAAAGUCGCUAUUGACAGUAGAAAAGAAUCAGAAAAAGAUAAAGAGAAAUUGAGUUGUGAGGUUGAUAAAACACUUGGUGAAAAACAAAUACUGGUAAAAGAAAAAAGUGAAUUAAGAAACACCCUUAGUGAAGUAUCCAAAAGCAAUGAAAUGUUAAAGUCUGAAAUAAGUACCUUACAGCAUCAUUUACAGGCUAUUUCAGAUAACAGGACACAUAUUAGAAACCAGGUUGAAAUUCUUGCAGCCGAAGUUGAAAAUUUAAAUGACACUAAUAAUUCUAUGAAUGCCCACAUAAUGGAACUUAACUCUUGGCAAAGUUUUAAGCAUAAGGAAUGUGAAGAAGUCUUAGAGGAUAAAUCAGAGUUAACUGAGGAAAAUGCAAAGUUGAAAAAUAAACUUGAGACAUUACAGACAGAGAUUGAAAAUUCCAGGAAAGGUGCUACUGAACCUGAACACAGUCAACAUAUUAAUAUUAAUGAUAUGGAACAGGAAUUAAUUGAAUUGCACAGUGAAAAUGAAUCUCUAGUAGAUGAAAUAAAUGAACUGCAAGACAAAUUAAAUGAAAAAGAGGAAGUUAUAAAAGCUUUAAAUGAAACUAUAGAUGAAAAUGAAGCAAUAAGAUCAGAAAAUGAGGACUUGCAGCAGCAAAACAAUGAAUUGCAAAGCCAUUUUCAGUCUCUUCGUGAGAAGUUAACAAAGCUAGAUGAAUUAAUUGAAAAAAAUAAAGCUGCAGAAGUUGAUAAUGAUGCCUUAGGGGAAAGACUUGAUGUUCUUCAGAAAAGAAUAGUGGAAAUACAGAAGGAGAAGCAAGCACUUCAGACGAUGACAGAUGAUCUUACAAAUAUGUUACAUGACAUGCAAACAAAAUAUGAAGAAGUAAAAUCAGAAAUGGAGAGUACAAAGAAGAAAUGUGAUAAAGAAAUAAAUCAUUUACAAAAUCAGCUACAUGAAAUGAAUGAGGACGUAAGUGAAUUAAGAAAGAUGCUGGAUUAUAUGGAAAAUGAAAUGUAUAGUCAUGCUGAGGAGAAAUCUAUUUUGAAAGAAAAUCUGGAACAACAACAGUCUCAGUUUGUAGAAGUGUGUGAACAAAAACAAAAACUAGAAGAAAUUUUAAGUGAAAAACAGCAGAAAGAUUUGAAAAAUAUGCAAAUGGCUUCUCAAAGACAAAAGAAUAACAGUUUGAAUACAUCAAGAAGCGAAACAGACAUUCCAUGUAGCGUAAACAUGACUAUGGAUGAUAACCAAAGUCAGUGUGAACAAGAUUUACCAUGUAAUGAUCAAAAUGACAAUGAAAGUCAGACUGAAAUUCGGGAGAUGAAUACACAGCCAAUGGAAGAGGUUUUAAGGGACAGCACUGACAGUGAUUUUUCUGAUAUAAUACCUUCAUUUGAAAGUGCUUUUCAUUUAUUUGGCCUUGCUUCCUCUGAUGAAAGUGCUUCUGUAAGUAGAAUGGUUCAGACUAACAUAACAAUAAGAAGUUGUGAUGAUGUAGGCUUUCUGUUGGAUGAUGAUGAGGAAAAAACUAAAAAUGAUCAAGUAUUGGUUAAAAUUGAUAUUGAAACACAAACAGAUAUCGUUAAAACUUUCAAUGAAUUAGAGGUCUUUCCAAACAUUGAUAUUCCUGGAAAUGAUUCAGUAAUGGUUAGUCAAGAUCUUAGAAAUGAAACUGUUAACAUGGAGGUUUGUGAUUCAGAGCGUGUCAUUGAGAGUGAUAUAUUCUUUCAAACAAAAGAUUUUGCAAGUUCUGAAACAGGGGAAGAGUCUGAUACAACAGGAAAAGGCCAUGCUUUUAGUCAGAUUUGCGACACUACAGUUAAUAAAUGUGACACUGCCAGUCAGGUAGAUUUCGAGGUAGAGUCAAUUUCUUGCCAGACGGUUACUCAGCAGGUUCAAAAUUCUGAAAAUCAAAGACUUCUAAGUUUAGACAUAGAUAAUGAGGACAUGUCAGAAACGAUAUCAGCUAAUUUUUCGAUUCUUUCAGCUGAUAGCGGGAUACAAUCGGCUUGUCCUGGGGCAGAUGGGAGUAAUAUUCCAUUUCAGUACCCUGAUAGAAAUAAUAUGAAGAAUAUUGAAGAUUCAAACACUGAAUUUAAAAAUGAUGAUAAAGUGGAUGGCAUUGAAGUCAAUAACAGUGUUGCCAAACUAGAAUGUGUGGAAGAAUCUUCCCAAACUGACAGAGGUUUUGAAAGUGAACUAGAAAGUGCCAUUGCAGAAGUAAAAGAACAGUUAAAAAUUGAGUUCAAUGAAAAAUCAGUUGAAUUAGAGGCAGAAAUUGAAAGCAGAGUGUUGACAAAUUUAGACUCUAGGGAACAGAAAGUCCAUUUACUUGAAGAAAGUUAUGACAGAAAGAUAAAACAAAUGGAAUAUGAGAUUGAAGAGAAAUAUGAACAGAAGUUUCGGAUGAGGGAGGUUGAGAUUGCCUUUGAAGCUGAAAAAGAUAUAAAAGCUCAGGCAACCAAAGCUAAGAAUGCUGCUGAAAUAGAGAUAGAAAAAAUCAAACGUGAAAAGGACCAACAGUUUGUAGAAACUCUUCAGAAAGUUAAAGCAGACCUUAACAAACGGCAGCGUAAAGAGUCAGGAGAUAUGAGGAGGACAGUUUCUUAUGAUAGUUCAAGCGAAAGGAGAGACCAAGAGAUAGGGCCAGAGGGAGAUGCUACACAAAUGCUUGAUGGAACAUUCCAAAAGUUUGCUGAAGAUCAAGAGGAAAUUGCUUUAGAAAGAGAUACUUUGCUGAAACAGAUUAAAGUAACUCAAGCAGAACAGGAAGUACUUUGUCAACAAUUGCAAAGCAUUAUGGGAGAGCACAGCAAUAUGGGAAAUGACAAGCAAACUAAGCAGGAGCAAGACCAAUCAUGGUUAGACUGGGACCUUCAUCCGGAACUUUCUUUUGGCAGCAUGAGAUCUAGUUUGGAUACCAAAAGUUUGAGUGGCAGUCUGGAUCCAUCUUCAUUUUGUUCAAAUUCUGACUGUUUAAAUGUGAGAAUGAAGUAUGAACACCUAGUUGACAAGAUUCAACAGUUCUUAAGGUCAAGAUCAUUGCAAGAGCCAUCUGACAGUGCAGGACCAGUGGAAAGAAUUCCAACAGAUGGUGAUGAUGAUGAUGAUGAUGAUGAUGAUGAUAUAAGUAACAAUGGUGCUAAAUAUAAUGAUCGAUUUGAAGAAAAUGAUGAGCAUGAAAGUCAAAUGCUUCACCGAAUAACUUCAAUAGAUCUUGAAACUUUUGUAAGGGUUCCAAAACCAGCUGAUGCAGCUAAGUCUGGUGACCAGUUUGUAUAUGAGGCUGAUGAUAUAAAUGAUGACACUACAAGUACGCUUGAUUUAGAUAGAGAUGUAAUUGACAGAUUGGUCAGAGGAGAAUCUAAUAGUUCGGAAAAUGAAAGGUAUAAUGCUGAAGGUCGUUUUUCUGAAAAUGAAGAUUCUGAUGAUGACAGUGACAGUGAUAUUAUAGAAAGAAAUAGCGUUAUUAAGUUAAAUCAGUCUAGAAGCAGUGCAUCUUUUGCAGAAGAAGGUGGACUUUUUUGUCAGGAAGGAGAGUCUCAUGUAUUAUUGAGAAAAAAAAGGCAUUUUUCAGAUUCUGAUAUAAGGUUUGAUGGAAAAAGUGUUCAGAUGACAAUGUCACAGAGUGUAAAUAAUGAAGGGCGUUUUGUUCUUGAAAGAUUAGACUCUCAGGUAGAAAAACAUAACUUUGGGAAGGAAGAAAUAUAUACUGAUCAGUCAGGUGAGAAGAAUUCAAAUGAGGAUAGUGUAUUUGAAGAAAUGGAAGUUAGAAAUGUUUCGAAAUUGGCUUCAGAGACUAAAUCAAAUACAGAAAAACCAUACUUGAAAAAGUCUGAAAAAGACGUUGAUAAGUUCAUAGAUGAAAGUAAUGAUAACCAACCACCAGGGACACAAGAAGUUGUGAUGGGUGCAAGUUGUGAGCCUAGGACAGGUGAAGAAACUGGAGACUUUUUUGAAGAAAAGAUUGUAAGGUCAGUGGUGCUAAGUUCUAAGGCAAAGAAUAGUCAGGACACUGUUGCUAUGUCAGUAUCACCUAGAUCAGAACUAAGAAAUACUGAACAAAAUCUUGAAUCAGACUUGUCAACUGUAAAGGAGUACAAAAAUGGUCAACAGAGUUAUGAAAAUACAGUGUUUGACAUUCUGAAUUCCAUAUGCCCUGGUACAGAUCCUGGGAGAAGGCCUGGUGCUAAUGUUGUUAUUGAAGAUACUUUUCAACCUGUGUUAAAAGAAUUUGAAAAUAAAACGGAUGAAUUUAAUGAGUCUCCAGGCUCCUCUGAAUCUAAUCUUCAAACUUUGAAAGCAGACUUGAGACACAUGAAACUUGAGCUGAGAUCGCUUACAAAUGAAAACAGGGUGUUAAAAGAUACAAUAAAGUCAAAAGAGAUUGAAGCAAAAAAAGAUGCUGAGGUUUUGGUUGAGAAAAUAUCUGAAUUAGAAGAAACAAAUAGAGAAACCGUUUUGGGAAUGGAAAAUGCUUACAAAAAGUUAACAAAUUAUGAACAAGUUGCAGGGAAAUACAAAGAUUUAGAACAAAUGAAUAAGGAACUAUUUGAUGAACUGGAACAUUGUAGAGAACUGUUGUUACACCAUGAAUCAGAUGUUAAAACCAAACAGGACCUUUGUGAGAAGCUUGAAACAGUUGAAAUUGAAUUAGAAUGCAAAAGAAGUGAUAACACAGAAUUACAAAGAAAGUAUAGUGAAAUGGAAACAAAAUGUAUUAAAAUGGAGAAAUUGAGCAAUGAGAUUGCAUUGGAAAAAAGUGAAAUUUUGGCACAAAAUAGUAAACUUUUAUCAGACUUUGAAAUGUUUAACGAUUUGCAGGAAAGACUUAAAAGUGAAAAUGCAAACCUUAUACAUGAAAAGUCUGAACUUGAAGAUGAAAAAGAGAUUUUGAAGUCAAGGAGUGAAAACAAUGUAUCUUUACUAGAAAAACAAGAGGAGUUGAAAAAGAAAAUCACUGAAGUACAAAGUGAAAAGGAAAUGUUAGAAGUAGAAUUUGCAAAGAAAGCAGAUUUGAUUUUCAAAGAAAAAGAUGAACUAGAAAAGUCAUUACUUGAUCAAGCAGAUAUGUAUGACAGGAAAGAGGAAGAAAUCAAGAAAUUGAAAAAACAUCUUCAUGACUUAGAGAGAGAAAAUGAAAUUUUAAAAGAAAAGUAUGAAAUUGAAUUAAAUGAAAACAAAAAUUUAAAAGAUGAUCUCGAAAGAGAAAUUUCUUCAAAAAUGGAAUUAAUAUUAAAGGGAGAGAAAAUGAGUGAAGAUUUUGCUGAAAUGAAAUUAGAAUUAGAUACUCAAUGUACCAGUUUGAACAGUGAAAUUAAAAAUCUUAAAGCAGUUGUUGAAAAUUCUGAGAGUAGAUUAGAUGAAUUAAAACAUGAGAAGGAGGAGCUGAAUUAUUUAAUUCAAAAGUCUGAUGUUCUAAUGGAGGAAAAGGAUAAUCAAAUACAAGAGAAAGACAAAAUGAUAACAAGUUUGGAUAGUUCAAACCAGGACCUCAUACAUAAGGUAGAGAAAUUACAGGUUGACACCAUGUCAUUGCAGUCUGUUGUAGACGAAAUGACUGCAAAAAUAAAUGAAAUGACAAAAGAAAAUGAAAUAUUGCAAGACAUUGAAAAGGAGUCAACAGGUUUAAAAGAAAUGAAUGAGUCAUUGAAUAAUGAAUUGAUGAAAGUCAAAGAAAUAAACAAAGAAAAUGAAUGGGCAAUAAGUGAGUUGUCUGAACAGAUUGAAUGUCUUGAGAAAGAAAAAAUGAUGGAAAAUGAUAUUGUACAAACAUCUAUGAUAGCAAACAAUAGAACGGAUUUUGUUACAGGUGCUAAUCGACUUCCAGAGAAAAAAUUGACCAAAGAUACCUUUUCAAAUACAAAUUCAUAUGUUGAUGUUGAGAGAGAAAUUAAUAAAUUGAAUGAAACUAUAGAAGCUCUUAGGAUUGAAAAUGAGUCUUUGAAAGGAAAUGUUAAGAAAAAUUUAAGUGAUAAAAACAUUAAACUAGAAACAGGCACUUUGGACAUUGAAAAUGUUGAACAGAUAAACAGUGAAGUUACAUGUGCUGAAAACAUUGUACAAAAAUUAGAUGCUUCAAAAUUAGAAAGUGAAGUUUUGAACCAAAUAGGUAAAGAUGCUUCCAGUGAUGAAAACAUUAUACAUGAAUUAGAAUCUCUGAAAUUAGAAAAUGGUACAUUGAAGACUAGUUUUGAAAACAUUAAACAAGAGUUAGAUGCUUUGAAAUUAGAAAAUGAAACAUUGAAACGUAGUCUGGAAUUCGCAAUGGUGAAAGAUGAAAGUGAUACUGAUCUACAGAUAUUUGAAGACAUGAAAGAUGCUAUAAAAUCAAUGGAGACUGAGAGAACCUCAGUUGAGAAACAUGAAAAGGAAAUGUCUGAUAAUAUGGUGCACGAAAACAAAAGGUUAAGAGAUGAAAUUGAAGAAUUAUAUUCAGAAAAUGAUGAUUUAAAGAAAAGGCUUAAAAUUCAUGAAGAGUCGGCAAGAAAAGAAAAUGGCGAAAUUUUGAAAAUGUACAGCGAUUUAAGGAAUGAAGUUGAAAUUUUGGUUAUUUCAAAGCAUGAUUUGGAAGUGGAGUUACAUGCACUCAAGGAUUUACUAGAGCAUGAUGCAAAUCCUGUAUUUGAGAAAACAGAAUAUGAUUCCAGUAGAGAACUAACUGUAGAGGAUCUUGAGGAAAUGGAAGAACUUAAAACAAGUAUCGAAAAACUGAAGUCUGAUUUAAAAGAAAAAGAUACAUAUGUAAAGAAAUUAGAAGAACACUUGCUUAACUUGGACGGUAACAUUCCAGAUUUAAAUGUAACUCCAAAACCUUCAAUGAGUAGAGGAACACCUCUGAUGUCAAAGUCUUAUUUAAGAAGAGGACAUAAUUGGUCAUUAAAUUCAAACCGAAGAGCUUAUAGUCAUGACGUUCCUACGAUCAAAAUAGAUAAGGAGGUAAACAGAAAUAAACCAGAACUUGAAAGAUCACAAACUUUGGACACAUCUUUACAUGUUGACGAUCUUGAUGGAAGUAGAAAUUCAGAAAGGCAGUUUUGUAAAGGACUGAAGGCAAAGGAAAAAUUAACAAGCUCUACAUUAACAGAUUCAUUAGGAAGAUCAUCUUUCAGAGGGAGUGUUGAUGAGUCUGCAAGAAUAAGAUCAGGAUUGAAACCAGAUGAAGAUGGUCAUUUAGCAUUGGAGUUAAAGCAGUUUGAACUUGUUGCUGAAAUUACCAAACUAAGAAGAGAUUUUCGUGAAACUAAAGCAUUGUAUUCCAAAGAGACAGCCUUAUUAACAGAAGCUUUAGAGAAAGAAAAAAUAGCAAAUGAACUUAGGGGUAUGCAUGAUAUAUCUUUCGAACACAAUGUUGGAUCAAAUUUGUCUCAUGAUGUACUGAAAUUAAGGAAAGAGGUUGCAAGAUUAAGAGAACAAAAUAGAAUAUUAAGUUUGGAUUGUGAUAUGUGGAUAGAAAGAUUGAAAGAACAGGAACAUAUUGUUGCAGAUAUGAAAGAAAGGAUAAAUCAGAACACAAGUGGUUAUGGGGAAAUUGAAGAAGUAUUUGGUAGGCAGCUUGCUUUGUUACAAAAACAGAGAGAAGAACUUAUAGACAAAUUAAAAGAAAGAGAAAGAGAAAAUUAUUCACUGUCUGAAACCAUUGGUGAAAAAGGUAUAUUAGAAGAAACAUUAAGAAAAGAGAAAGAUGUUCUUGUAGCAAAAUUGAAAGAAAAAGAGAAAAUAGAGAAAGAGCUAAGUGAUAAAAAAGUAUUACUUGAGAAACAAGCAGCGAAACAAAAAGAAUUAGAAGAUAUUGUUUACCAAAAAGAUAUAAAUGAAAUAGAACUUAUGAAACAAAAGAGAAUUCUUGAAGAAAACUUGAGAGAAAUUGAAUCUAGAUUUAGAGACAAAGAGGAGAAUUUAGAUUUUGAAAAAAAUAAACUGCUGAAUGAAUUGCGAGAAAAAAGAACUAAAGAUGUCCGAUCUAGAUUUUCGGAGAGUGAUGAUGACGUGUCGUCUGUUUGUUCAGAAAGUGCGGCAUUCUCUGAUCGUAACAUAGGACGCUUAGAGAUCAUGUUAGAACAGGUGGAAAAACAGCAUUCUGUGGCUGUGAAUGUUUUACGGGACCAAUUACGUAUAAAAUAUAGCAAAAAGGAGAAAGAACUAAGGAAAGAACAUUUGGUUGGUUUAGAACGCUUAAAACAAGACAGCAGAAAUCAGCAUUCUGGGACCAAAUAUGCAAGCACCCCAUUAUUUCUUCAUGUAUUUUUGUGGCUUGAGAGUCUACGAGGCCAGUAUGAGAACCAGCUGGACAGUCUGCGUACAGAGAUUGACCGGUCACGAGAACGUCGUAACAGUAAGGAAGAUGAGGGCUCGGGUGGACAGGGUCAGGAAUCCGAUAUCACACAACAAUAUAGACAGGUAAAGGAAGAAAUAAGACGCAGCUUACCAGGUGAUCAGAAAGACAAACUAGACUCUCUUGUGUCAAGUAUGGAUGAACAAUACCAGGCACAGCUGGAGGACAUGCACAGACAACACGUGGACGACGUUGAUGAGCAAGUGAAGUCCAUGCGCUCCACAUUAGAGGAGAUUUAUAACAGUCAGAUGGAGAUUGUGAAAUCUGAAAUGACACAGUCUCAUGAGGUGGCCAUGAUAGAUCUACGUGAAACUCUGGACAAAAACCAUAAAGAAGAACUGAACAGAAUUGAACAAGAGUACAGCAGUAAACUUGAACAGCUUAAACAAGAUUAUGAAGCAGAGUUGAAGGAAUCCAGAAUCGGACACGCAAUAGUUAUUCAGACAGUUGAAGCAAUUCUUCCAGCUGAAUUUAAAAUGGGUAAUGCACCUAUCAGGCGAGAUUCCAUUUUCAUUGAAAGUAGCAUACCUCCAACAGAAAAUGUGCGAGCACUUAGCGAAAUUCCAGUUGAAAUAUUCUCCGAUACCGGAUCAUCGGGGACAACAACGCCACCUGUUGUCAUUGAAAUGUUAGCUUCUGGCAAAGAAGACAGUGAAACAUUUAUUUCCCAAUUAAACAAGAAAUUAACAGAGGAACACCGUCAAAUUAUACAGAACAUUGAGGCAGACGUGGAUACAUCUGUUACUCACCGUCACUCACAAGAUUCACAGACUGACGGUGUGGAAACUGCCAGCGUGGCCUCGGCACCUGUAACUAGAUCCGAGUACAAACAUGUAGCGGAGAAACAAGGUGUUCUGUCUAGGGCAGAAGAUGCACAGAAGUCUCUUGACAAACAGGUUGAGGAAAUAUCUGCUCUGAGAGCAAAGAUGCUCGGCGAGUACGAGCAGAUGCUGUCAGUGAGGGCCGAGGUUAUGGCCUCGCAGUCGGAGGAGGUCAGCAAGCUACAGGAGGAGAUGGCACAGAUUCAGCAGCAGUAUGAGAACCAGAUGGCUGAGUUCCAGUCUAAAGUUCAAUCCCAAACAGGAAAACAACACAAGAAUUACAACAAAAAUCUUAACAAUAAUGCUUGCAGUAACAGAAGUACAAUGUAUAAAGUGAAAUUUGUGGUGGAUAGAUUUCUGGAGGAAAAUAGAAAACGUAGGAAACUUAAACUUAAUGAAACUGCUCUGAAAUCUGCCCAUGAGCAAGAACUGGAAGAAAUGAAACAGUUUUACGAGACGAAAGUUGCUGAUAUGGAGGAGUCCUAUACCACCGACAUAGCUCAACUUAAACAAGAACAUGCUGAGCUUCUUGCCAGACUACAGCAGGAGUCCGGAACAGGCAUUGAGAUACCAUCACCACAGUCCCUAAGUGCCGGACAACAUCGCGAGUAUGUCAGGCGCACCACAAUGCUCACAGCAAUCUCUGAUGAAGAUAUGACACCUGAAUCUACCCCACCGGGUGGAAACAAAAUUCUGGAAGGAAGAAUUCAUACUCUUGAAGAGAAGCUAAAAGAUAAAGAAACAUUAGUUAAAGAGUUGAAAGGUAGAUUAGAAGCAGAAGCAACAAGUGCUGAAGAUUUACAUGGUAAGUUAUUAGACAGUAACAAGACACUGGAUGAUUUUGAAGAAAGCUUGAAAUCCAAAUCCGAUGAAAUCGAAGAAUUGAAGAAAUUGUUAAUCAAUAAAGAUGAAAAAAUAAGUAAACUUGAAAAGGCAGCUUUAGAAGAAAAAGGUGAAAAAGACAAAAGUGAAAGUGGUGCAGAUGAAAAUAAGAUAAUCAGUGAAUUGAAAGAAAGAAUUAAGAAACUAGAAGAAGAUCUUAGUGCUAGUAAAGAGGCAAAUGCCAGAAUUCAACAAGAGUUAAAUGAUCUUGAUUCACAGCAUGGUGAAGCUAUAAUGCAAUUGAAGGAGGAAAUGGAAAUCUUAAAUAAAGCCAAAAUAGCAGAGAUUGAAGCAGGCUUCCAAAUACAGUUAGAAGAAGAAUUAAAACAACAAGCUGAUGAAUUGGAUAGUAAAUAUAGAGAAGAACUUAGUAGGCAAACAACAGAAGAACUAGAAAUAUAUAAGAGAACUGAAAUUGAUCUCAGACAGAAAUUAAACAGCAUUCAGAAAGAACAUGAAUCCCAAAUUAAAGAAUUAAAGGAGAAAUUUGAAAUAGGUCUUUCCAGUAAAGAAAUCCAGGGAGGCAAAAUUGAAAUGAUUGCUUCUCCAACAGAAACUUUAGAUAGAGAGUCUUUAGAAGCAUCAUUGAGAAAAGAUGUAGAGUCUAGUAUACUUCAGGAAUAUGAGCAAUCAAUAGACAAAUUGAAAAAUGAAUAUGAGGAAAGAAUAAGUGAUAUGAAUGCUAGACUUAAGACUUUUGAAACACGGGAUACAGAAAAAGCUGAGGUAUCAGAUAGAGAAAAAGAUGCUAGUGAUUCGGAAGAAGAAAUGAGAGAGAAAUUAAAAGCAGAAUUAGCUUUAGAAUUUAAAGACAAAUUACAAAGUGUUACAGACGAGUAUGAAUCAAAAUUAAAAACAUUACAAGACAUAGUUGACAGUAAGAAAGAAAUAAAAUCCCCUUCCCUUGGUGCUCCAUAUGCCUUAUCUCGUUCCAGGUCUUUAGAUUUAAUGCCACAGAAGGAAAAAGAGAAGCCAAAAUCACAAACUGAGUAUGAAGGAUAUGUGUCUACAAUAAGACGUGAAUAUGAGGAUAAAAUUAAUUCAUUACAAAUGCAAAUUGCUCAAUAUAGAUCGACUGUAGGGUCAGUGCCUUCUUCACCUUUAUCCACUUUACAAAAAUCUCAGGUUGAUUUAGCAAGUGGUGACAGUCCUGUCAACACUGACACUGAACUUCAUUCAAUUGGUGGUAUUCAAAUUAAAUCAAAACUUGGUACGCCAGAACUAAGACAAGAAAUUUAUGAUGAAAUUGCCAGUGAAUUUGAAGCCUCUUUCAAAGGUUUAAGAACAAAUUAUGAAAAACAACUUGAAGAAUUAACAGCUAAGUUGGAAUUAUUGCAGUCUGAUAGUGGUAGUUAUGACAACAAAAUUAGGCAAGAAAUAGUGGAAGAAUAUGAAGCAAAAAUAGAAAAACUUAAACAAGAAUAUGAAGCUCAAAUCAGAGAACUGAAAUCUGAACAUGAAACUGAAGUUUUAAGCUUAAAUGGAGAUGUUGAAAAGGCAAAGUCUGAAGUACUUGCUGCUCAACAAAAGGUGAAAGCUGACAUGUUUGUAUGGCAUGAAGAAACUGUGACCCAGUUGAAACGUAAACAUGAGGCAUAUGAAACCCAGAUACGCAAGGAAUAUGAGGAAAAAAUGGAACUCUACAGGGAAGAGCUUCAAGAAGGGUUUGAUGCUGAAAAAGAUAACUUGAUCAGGGAACAUAAACAAGAACUGCUAGACCUAGAAGAUAGAUAUGAUAAUCUUGUUGAAGGUUUAAGAACAGGAGAAGUUCCAGAAGUAGCUGAGAUAGUUCAAGAGAAGUUUGAUAUGGAAUUAGAAAUGGCCAAAACUUUAAUACAACAAGAAUGUGAUGAAACUAUUGAAGCUGAACAGGCACGGUUGAGUGAACAGUUUGAUUCAAAAAUGAAGGAGAUUAUCAUUGAGAGAGACCGGGAACAAGAGAAUCAACGUGUACAUUACGAGAAAGAGAUGGCUGAUCUCCGUAACACUUUACUACAACAGUAUGAAGCUCAGGUUGUUGAACUAGAGAGUCAGCAUAAGGCAGAGAUGAUACAACUACAGGCAGCAUAUGAAAAACUUAUGCAAGAUGAUGCUGAAGUGGAAGAAGAAAAGGUUGAAAAGGAGACGGUGUCUCGGGUAAAAGCUGUUCUCCUACCUCAAGGUUCAAUUGAAUCAACACAUACUGAGGAAGGUGAAAAAGAUGAGGACUCUGAAAAGGUUACGACAAUGGAUUCAACAAGUGAUAAGUCAGAUAAAGACACUGAUGAUGAUGAUGACAAGGGUGAUGGAAAGGGUGGGGCUAGAGCAAGCCAAUCACCAAGUCAGUCUGCAGAUGCUGGAGAUAAACAUGAACAGGAAAGAGAAGGUGAAGGAGAUAAAACACAAGAUAGAGAUGAGUCUGGUGAUACCAAGGAAGAGGUCAGUGAAACCAUGAUCAAAGAGGUCAAGGUCAUGAAAGAAAAUACGGCACUUCUAAAGAUGCAGACAGGACAUACAACAGAGGACAGUGCUGUUGUUGAUAAACUUAGAGAAGAACUGGCAGCAAAGAUUGUAGAGUAUGAAUCCAGCAUUGCUCAGAUGAAACUUUUACACGAGGAGGAGAUCAGACAACUAACGGAGGAGUUGUCCGAGACCGAGGCUAAAUAUCAACAGAAGGUAUCAGAACUGGAGGAAAGUCAUGAACAAGAGGUGAAAGAUUACCAGGACUCCAUACAGAAAUUACGAGAAGGUCUAUCAGAUGAUGAUUCUGAUUCUGAAGCUCUCGAGUUAGCACAUCAACAAGAAUUACGGGACUUGGAAGAGAGACUGUUACAAAAACACAUGAAUGAGUUGAAUAAUUUAGAAACACAGCACCAGUCCAGGCUAGAUGACAUGGCUGUCAAAUACAAGAUUCAGAUUGAAGAUCUACAGAAGGAGCUUGUAGAAGCACAGAGAGCUAUAGAACAAUACCCUGACACAGCAUCACCUACCCAGACUGUACCUGUCUUCCAUGGUGAUAGCACAAUGGGAUCAACAAAAGAGUCUACUGGAGACUUCAUGGUACCAACAGGAAGUAGCAGGACGGAAUCUGAGAGGUCUGAGUCUCACGGUGCUACCAUGGAAACACAGAUAUUUGAUGCAAGGGAUGGGGAAGAUCGUUCUGAAGAAGAGGCCUCACAAGGGGUAUCCCUAAUAGAAACCCUGGAGGAAGUAGGUGUCCAGUCGUUAGAUACAUCAGUGAUAGAUACAUCAAUGGAUCAGUCUAGAGGUACACUGAGAGGUGUGGACACUACACAAGAUACAGAACUUAUCCAGUUCUCCGAGGAGGAGGAAUCGGAUAAAUCCAUGGAAGAAGGUAUAGAGACACAUAAGAGUGAUAGAAGUACACCUGUGGCUCUGAUGCAGACUCUAGGAUAUGGUACUGAGAUUCCAGGUGACCCGACAGUUAAAUCAUUAGAUGAUACAACUGACUCCUCUAUCAGGGCCUCCGACAAGGAGGAAAUGGCUUCUAGAAUAAGAGAGUUGGAAGCAGAGGUUGACGAGUUACGAGGACGUCUACAAGCAGAGUUAAGUAAACAGGAUGAUCAGAUGGAGAGAAUGGACCGAGAGAAACAGGAAGAGAGUAACUUGACAGCCAUGUUACGUGGCGAUAUUGAACGUCUUAACUCAGACAGGGACGCUCUUCAGGGCACAAAUGAGCACCUGCUGGGGUUGUUGUCAGACGCCGUGAAGACAUACAUGGGAGUGGAGGAGUCCAUCACCAAGAAGAUGAAAGUCAUGAUGGAAAAGUCCGGUGAUAAAUUGACAGUAGAUAAAGGUCAAGCCGGGACGGUGGAGAGAAAGAAGACUCCGCCCCCUGGCCGGAAAUCACCGGCAACAUCUCCCGGCAGGCUGAGUCCUGCCCGAGCUGACGAUGGUGAGACAGCCAACACUAGUAUUGUAUCUAAUGUCACAGAUGAAGGUCUCGACCUGUCACAACAUAUCUCUGAUAGUAUAUUCCAAGGUCCUGAACUCAAGACUGAGGAGGAAGAACUUCUUACAGAUUCUGGGAGUCGUUUACGGUCCUCUGUGAGCCACUUACUAGAGGUCAUGGAGGAAACCACAAACCAGCUACUGGAGACCCGCCAGUCACAGUCUGAUGCCAUGGACACAUUGGAGGGCAGAGGUCAUGACCUUGACCAAUUGACCUCUAGAUGUAAUGACCUUGAGGAGCGUCUGAAGGAGGAAGUGGAGCGUAAAGACUUCCUUGCUCUUGAACUGCACAAAGCAGAAGGUCUUAUCGAGGGCUAUAGCUCUGAGCGCGAGUCUCUUGAUGAAAGGAUUCGUGAGCUUGAAGAAGAUAAGGAAACCUUAGUGCUUGAACUCGAGACCACAAAGAAUAAGCUGUUAGACUUAGAAUCCAUCCAAACCGAGAAUUUACAGCUGAAGAAAGAAAUGGAGGAGCAACGAGAAUUGAUGACGCACAAUGUUGGAGAGGAAGCUCAAGCUACCAGGGCUGAAGAACCAGCGAAACUGCCACCUGGUGGCAACAAAGCCCUUAUGCUGGAAGUUACUCGAUUAAACUCAGAGAAUCGUGAAAAAGACGAACAAAUCAAGCAGGUUCAUGAGCGUUACGAGUCUCGCAUGCGAGAGCUGGAGACAAGUGGUGAGGACAUGGAAACACACUUGGGGACGAUCCUAGAGGAUAAAAAACAGGAGGCAGCUGAUCUGAAACUACAUGUAGAGGCACUGGAGAAACAACUGAAGGCCAAGAAACAGUUUAUAGAGGAACAAUCUGCUGAGAGGGAACAAGAGCAUGAGGAGUACCAGAAAGAGUUGGAGAAUUACAAACAGAUUAUACAUGAUCUGGAGAAACAAAACGGAACUGGUUCCAGGCUGCAGACAGAGAUUGAUGACCUGACAGAACAGUUGCAGGCUCGUAUAGAUCUACACAACCAGGCAUUACUGGAAUCGGAGAAGUAUGAACGUGAGAUACGUGACAAGGACCUCAGCUUGAAGGAGCUCAAGACAAUCAUACAGCAGUUAGAGCAAGAUCUUCAAGACAAAAUACAAGAGCUGGAACAGAAUAAACAGAAAUUAAAGAAAUUGGAAGAAGAACUAGCUAGGAGAUCGUACGAUGAAGAUCUCUCGGACAGUAAGUCUGAUGUGCAGUCGCCCAAGCCUGGCAGUUCCCUUGAGUUUGAUGGAACAGAAGACCAGACCAGGGAGAGACCCCCACCACAAAUGACAGUAGAAGAAGAAAUGAGACAGGCUGCUAACAAAACUAAAGAGGAGCUUGUACGAGAGAAGUUUACGUUACAGUCACAAGUGAAUGAUAAUCUUGUCCAGAUUUCUAGUCUACGUAAUCAACUUGACGACAUGAGGCAUCGUCGAGGCAUGGGUGAAAGUCCCGAUGCCAAUAAGAGGCUUGAAUUUCAACGAGAGAAAUCAGAGGAAAAAGAUAAACUGAUUGCAGAGCUCAAGUUGAGGGUUGAGGAGCUAAAUGAGACCAUUGAGAAUAGAGACCAGCAGAUUGAGCAGCUGAGGGAACGAAAACUGUCAAGGGGAUCACCUGUCGAGGGCAUAGAGUUUGAGAGUGACAGAGAAGUUGAAAAACAAAUGGAGGCUCUCAAGAGGGAAAAUAAACAACUCAGGGAGCGUGUGAAGUUGUCUGAGGCAUCAAGUAUAACAGAUAUAUCAGGACUGUCUCAGAACUUACUGGAGGAGAAGAAUCAGGAAAUAGAUCAUCUGUCAGAACAAGUCCUCCGUCUACAGUCUGACUACAAUGAUCUGAAGGCAGAGCGAGGUGUACAAAACCUGUGUGAAGAGUUAGAAGAACUGAGAGACGAACUCAAACAGAAAGAGAAAGAGAUAUCUGAGUCUGUCCGCGUGUCUGCUGCAUUCACUGAUCAUUCACUAACACCUGAUUCUAGCCUCAUGAAUGUAGGAGCUUCAUUCUCAGAAAAGGCAAGUAUCCAACAAGAAAUGGAGGAAUCUGAGGCCUCAAGGCUGGAAAAGAUGAUGAGUCUCGAGUCAGAAUUAGUGGCCCUUAGAGCAGCUCUUAAUGACAAGGAGGAGUAUUUAGUCACUAUUCAGACAGAGUUGUCUACCUUGAAGGAAGAUCUUCAAGGGAAGGAUGAAAUGAUCCUCGCACUUCAAUCCAAACCUGAACAGGAUUUGAUACCAGGAUUACCUGAUGACGUAGGUCUGUUACAGUCUAUGAUACAGGAGAAAGAGGAGCUGGUAACACAGCUUACAGUACAGGUAGACUCCCUACAAGCCGAGGUAGAUAACCUCUCCGACUUCCAGUAUAAGUUACAGGAAGAUUUUGAUACUGUUCAGACAAUGCUAGAGGAGAAAGACAGAGAGAUAGAAUCAUUGACCAAGGAGCUGACCGAUAGAUCACCCACCGAUGACCACUCACUUGUAAUAAAACACGAGGUUGAGAUAGCGAGACUGAAGAAAGAUCUCAGAGAAAAAGACAAUGUGGUGGAGGAGAAGUUGGAAGAAUUGGCUGAGAUGACAGAUAAAGUUGAGCUUCUUGAAACAGAGGAGGUUCCACAUUCCAGUGGCCUUGAACUUUCGCACAUUUCCAAGUACAAAGAACAGGUGAGGGAAUAUGAUGAUCAAAUUCUUGCCAAGGAAAGGGAACUGAAGAAUGUCAAGAAACAACUUGAUGCUGCCAUACAGAAUUCCACUGCAUCUCUCACAGCUGAUGAGAAAGAUAAAAUUAUCACAGAAAAGACAAUUGAAAUUGAACGGUUAAAUAAAGAGCUUGAAACUGCUGCCCUUGGCAGACCUCCUUCACCCCCACUGUCUCAGGAUGAGAAGUCCCUGCUUAUCACAGAGCAGAAAGAGGAGAUCAUGUCGUUAAAGGAACAUGUACAGAAACUGCUGGGAAGACCACCUUCACCACCACUGUCUGAAGAUGAAAAAUCUGAAACAAUAAAGAAUCUGAAGGAAGAGAUAGUAAAAUUGUCAACUCAGCUUGAGGCAGCUUCUUUAGGUCGCCCACCUAGUCCCCCUAUAGAUGAUGAAAGUAGAACAACUGAUGUUGUUUUAAGACUACGCACAGAGAUAGAAAAAUUGAAGCAACAGAUAAUGGAUGCCAACCUGUCAGAGGAUGAUAAAUAUUUGCUAAUCAGGGAUCUCAGACUUGAAAAUGAGACAUUAAAGAAGCAAAUUGAUGCUGCUCUGAAGAUAAGACCACCAUCUCCUCCAAUGGACGAUGAUGAGAAAAGUGAACAUAUCUAUGAGCAGAAGAAAGAAAUUGAAAGUCUUAAAAGUCAAUUACAGUCAGCUCUGAAAAUUCAACCACCACCCCCUCCAAAAGAUGAAGAUGAAAAGUCCCAAGUUAUACAACAACAAGAGCUUAUUAUUGCACAGCUGAAAUCACAAGUUGAAACACUGCAAGUGGAGGAAGCCGAGCAGUUUAAGAUGGAGCUUGAAAGCCAAAGUUCUACUUCAGUUAAAUCUGUUAUCAUUGAAAAGGACAAAAUGAUUAAAAUGAAGUCCAUUGAAUUGGAAAAAGCUGAGGAAAAGGUUCAGAAACUUGAAGAAGAAUUGGAAUCAGCUAGGGAGGUCCGGGCUUAUGAAGAUGAAAUUCAGCUUAAAGAAAAGGAAGAUGAAAUAGAAGAAUUGCAGGCAGAGUUAGAAACCUAUAGGAGUAGAAGUGAAAGUACCUUUGGUCAGAGUAUUGAUCUAGAAAUGUCAUUGAAUGGAGGUGGUGAGGCUUCUGAUUCUAAACAACUUGUCAAAAGUUUGUCUUUCUAUAAAGAACAAUAUGAGGAAAAAUGUUCAGAGGCAAGGCAGGUACAGGUUCAGCUAGAUCUUGUGAAACAACAGCUUGAAAAAGCUAGAAGUGAUAAACUUGAAGAUGCUCAAGAAGAGAUUGAACUUUUCAAGGCAGAAUUAGAAAGAAAGAAUUCCAGUGAAGUGAAAGUUCUUAAAACUGAAAAAGAGAAUAUACAAAAAGAAAAGGAUGAACUGAUAAGGGAAUUAGAUUUAGUGAAAGAAAGGCUUGAUCAGAGUUCAGAUGAGCAAGUGAAAUCAAUUGAGAAAGAACUUCAGUUGACAAAAGAUGAGCUGGCAAGGGAGAGAAUGGACAGUGUUCAAGCAAUCAAUGAUCUCGAAAAAUUAAGAGAAAGAAAAGAAAAAGAAAGACGUGGGAGCAUCAAAACAAUCCAAGAACUGGAGCAUGAUUUGGAGGAAAAAGUCAAUAAAGAGAAAGAAUUAAGUAACCAAAUAAGACAUUUAUCUGAAGAAUUGAACCUUUUUAAGAAACAAUAUGGAAUUGAAGAAAAAGGUGCCAGUGGUGAUUUAAGUAGAACCAGUCCAAAAUCAGGUGAAUUAAGAUCUCAGGGAUCGUUUGAACUUGGUACAGAUGUUGAUACACUUCAACAGCAGGUUCUUCAAUUUAAACAGCAAUCUGAUAAAGCUAAGGAGAUUCUAUCAGAGAAACAAAAGUAUCAGUCUCAGGUUGUAAAAUUGGAAAUUCAGCAAGAGCAGUUACAGAAGAAAAUGAAGAAAGAAGUGGGUGAGUUAGAAGAAAAGUUGAAGGCAUUCAAUAAGCAACCAGAUUAUGAUGUUUGGGAACAACUUAAUGCUACUCAAGAAAAACUUGAGAAAACAACAGAACAGUUAACAAAUACAGGACAACGAUUGAAUGAAACAGAUGCCAAUUUAAACCGUGUUAGUGCUGAUCUAGCCUCAAGAGAGGCAGACUUGAGAGAUCUGCAGCAAGAGCUGUGGAAGACUUCGGGACAAUUGUCAGUGACCAGUGGUAGGCUUCAGGAGACAGAAGAGAAGUUGAGACAAACAAUAGGUCAGCUGACAGAGCGUGAGGAACAGAUACACCAACUACAAGGUGAACUUCAACAUACUCAACAUGAAGUAGAAAAGGUCACAAAGAAAUCUGAGGAGAUGCCAGAUGUAAAACCAGGUGAAAUUGAGAAACUUCGUAAACAGUUGAAGACAUCACAGACAGAGCUUGAGGCAGUUAAGAAGAGCCUGAACGAAGCUGUGGAGAUGAGUGAACAACAGUUACAGAUGGUUGAAAACAAGGACCAGGAGUAUAUGAAGCUUAGACUUGAUAUACAGCAAACACUCUCUGAUAAGGAGAAAACUAUCCGAGACCAGAGAAAUAAACUUAAAGAAAAGGAACAAGAAGUUACCAAGUUGAAACAAGAGGUUAAAGGGAAAGAAAGGGAGGUAAUCAAAAUUAGGCAAGAAAUGGACGAGGACAGUUCAACAUCUACUAUAGCUUCACUCAGGUCACAGUUACAGAGCCAGGAGGAGAUGAUAUUGAAUUUAGAGACAGAUCUCAGGGAAUCUCAAUCUGCAGUUGAAGAACGUGAUAAAGAUAUUGAAAAUAUCCAUAAAACACAUAAAAAAUCUAAAGAUGAUGAGGCAGACACUAUUCAAGCUAUGCAUAAUCAGAUUGCUGAGUUACAAACAGAACUACAAGCUCUCAGGUCAGUAACAAAGGCCCAAGGUCAGCCUCAAAGGUCACUGGAUGACCUUGAUAGAGAGCAUGGUCAAGGUGAUGGAAGUGGACAUGAAACACCUGGAACUUCAAGCAGUAACAGAGACCAAACUCUAAGAGAUCAACAUGCCAAGGGAAAAUCAGAUCAUUCUUACACUCCUGGCGGGUUUGUUGUAAGUGACCAAGAGGACUCUGGCCAUCAGUCUUUUGGGCAUCAAAGCAGAGAUCCACACUUCAGUCCUGAAGGUCAAAGUCUAUCACCAAGACAACUGAGACCUUAUGCUGUCCAAGUUAUUGCAGAGGAUAUGCAGAGGAGUGAAGCAAGUCAGGUUCAUAGUUCACCCUCUGGUAGCCGCACUGUAAGUAUUGAUUUAGGUCAAGGUCAUCGGUCUGGCAGUGGAAGCAGGCCAGGAAGUGCUCAUACAGCCAGUUCUAGAGGAAGUUCUAGACACUCAAGUCCACAUACUGUAGGUACUCAGGACUUUAUUGCUCAAGCUUACAGUCCACCAACAAGGGAUAGCCCACAUUCUCAAUCAAGUCAAAAAUCAUCCACAAGAGCUUCACCAGUUGAAGCACAGAAUGAGCAGAGAAUUGAAAGUCAUAGAUCACCAAGUAGAACAUCUGAACAAUUAGAUCAGAUAGGUGAAGGUACAAGGUCACCAAAUGGAAAUAAAAGGUCAUCGGGCAGUAUCUCACCAAAAUCAGGUCAAAGUGACCUGAGAAGUGAAGGUCGCCAUUCCACUUCAUCAAGAAGAAGUCCUGCAUUUGAUGGUGAUGGAGAAGACUUUGACAGAAGGGACCAACAAAGGGUUGCUGCUGAAAGGCAAACUGUAGGAGCAUCCUUUACAAUUGAUGAAGACAGACAGGUUUACCAAACAGCAACUCGAUCUGAUGGGGGUGAGAACGAACGAUAUGUUAAUGAAGAUGGACAAUUAUUUGACAGAGAUGGAAAUAUUAGACCACGUUAUAGCCAUAGUAGUGGAAGUGGAACAAGUCCAGGUCAUAGCAGGAGAGGUCAUAUUGGUUCAUCUGAAGCUGAAAGAGCUGAAUAUUUUCAGCAGCAUCCCAGUGAAGGUCAAGAAUCACUCCAUUCAAGGUCACAGACCAGUCAAGGUCAAGGUAUGGGUGCUGGUGAAGGUUCAGCCUCAGAGGCUGAUAGGUAUAUUCAACAGUUAAGGAGAGAACUUCUAAUCACUAAAACAGCAUUGAUGCAAAUCCAGAGAGGAGAGAGGCUUGAUGAGGAAAAUAUAUCACCUCUUGACCUUGAAGAAAUAGAAAUAGAGGACAGGUCAAAUAUAGGUCGUGUUGAUAGAGCAUUGUUAACAAAACCUGACAGAGUAACUGAUCAUGAUGAAUUAAGUUAUGAUACAUUACCUAGUGAAGAAAAUCUGAAUAGAUUAAAAAGAAAACUAGAAAGAGCAGAGGAGGAAAUUCAACUUUUUAGGUCAUCGUCAAAUCUCUCAGCGCGAGAUUUUGUGCAGAAGGUGAUGAACUUAAAAGAUGAGUUAUCUAAUGAGCAUCAGCGACACAUUGAAGAGAUGACAAAACGUGCACAUCACGACACUGAGACUCAACUGGCCACAAUGCGUAUUAAAUAUACGGACGAGAUCGAGCACAUCAAGAGGAAACACUCUCGAGAGCUGGAGGAGAAGUUGCACGAUCAGAAGAACAAGAUGGAGAGGAAACAUAAGAGUGAGACAAAUAAACUCAUCCUAAAACAUCAGGAGGAAGUUGGUGCUCUCAAGUUAAGAGCUGGAGAAGAUAUUGAUGACACAUUAGUAAGUGAUCGGCAGCAUAGACUGAGACAAGAAGGUGUCGGGGCAGAUCAUGGAAUGAUGAACGGACAUGGUGCCGGACCUAUGUCUCACAAAUUACAGGGUAUACUUCAAAGAUUACACAGUGAAGGUGUCCAGGUUCUCACAAUCUCGGAGCUAGAACUGUUGAAUCGUAGCCAGUCCCAGGCAUUACCACGUGAUGCUGACAUUGAGUCAAUGCAGGCUGGAUGGGAGAAUGAACGUCAGACAAUGUUAUCAACAAUACAGUCAUUGAAGGACCUCCUCUCACAGACACAUAAACUUCGAGGACUUGAUAAGGAUGAUGAUGAUGACGAUGAUUUGAGUUUGGAAGGCUCUGAUUGGAGGGCUGAGUUGUUGCGUGCUAUUGGUUAUGUGUUCACUAAGGAACGUGAGACACUAUUGGCUGAGUUGAGGUCACAUGUCCUAUCCCAUCCUUCCACCAAUCUUGAUGAAACUCAAAGACUGGAACAGAAAAUUAGAACAAUGGAGUCCCAUCAUCAUGCAGCUUUAGAUCAGAUCUUCAAUGCUGACCGCCAGUCAAUGUUGGCCGAGAUUCGAGACUUACGUGCUCACGCGACCAUAGCUCGCAUGCAUCACCAGGAAGAGAGAGAUAGGCUGGCUGACAAGGUGACAGGCACAGAAGAUCUUUCCGUGAAGAAAGAAAGGCAGUUGAAACGUGAAGACUCUGAAGAUACUGACUCGGAGUAUGCAGAUUUACCAGUACAACCAGAACCUGUUGAUUUUAUAUCAGCCGGAGUUCAACUUCUGGAAUUUAAGAUCCAGCAAGAAAAGGUCUUACAAGACGACUUGCGCACCAGUCUGGAUUCUGAGCGCAACCGAAGUGGCGAGCUGUCUGGCUUACUGAAUCAGGAAAAAACGAGUAACCUUGACCUUCAGACUUCAGUCUCGGCACUGCAGACACAGGUCUCGAAACUACGAGAAAAUCUGGAGAGGGAGCAGAGUAGAUAUGUCUCUGUAACAUUGAUGUGGAACUCCUUAGUAAAUGCGUUGGAAGAAGAGAAGUCAAAGUCCCUUAACUUAUCUGAUCUUCUUGAGUCUGAGAGGGAGACAUUAUGGAGGGUUCAAGCUGAGUUGGAAGCCCUAAAACAACAGCAAGUGUAUGCCGAUCCUAGAGCCAUUGAGCAACUUCAGGCAGAUUUAAACAACGAGAGAGAACGUCGUUGUCAGGCAGACAGUCAGCAUGAAAUAGACAUGGUAACUAUGGAGAACUUACGACAAGAGGUAGAAAUGGAUAAACGUCGACUACAAGGAAUAGAAUCAGAACUCGGAGCAAAAGUAUCACAACUUCAACGCAAUUGUGAUAUGGAGAGACAAAAAAUUACAGAGAUAAAUAGAGCUCUGGACAGAGAACGGUCCCUGUCGGCACAUUUACAGCAAAGUCUGGAGGCUGAAAAGUCUACGUCUGAGAGAAAUACUCACCAAGACCAGUCUAUGCUAGAAGACCUUCACAUUCAGCUUGAAACUGAGCGAGCCAAUCUAGACGACCUUAACCGUGCCCUGCAACGAGAACAGAGAGCAAGAGAAGAAGCUGAGUCUGAGAAAAGCUUGAUAAAAGAUCAUCUGAAUCAGGAAAGAGCUUUGAAUGAAGAUAUGAAACAUGAUCUGGAUAAGUUACAGUUUGAACGUCUAGAGGCUGUGAAUCAACUCCAGAAAGAACGGGAAAUGGUGACACGUAUAAAGUCAGAACGUGACCAGAUAAACGAGGAACUGCGUAAGAUGAAAUCACAGGAAUUACAGACAGGUAGUGACCGUGAGGCAGAGAGAUUGGCCAGUAAGAAAUCUGUCAGAGAUGCUGAUAGACAGAAGGAGGAAUACAGGAUGAAAUUGCAUGAGCAGGAGUUGGAGACUCAACGUCUCUCACAGAAAAUCACCGGCAUGCAAGAACAGUUGGCAGAGAGCCAAGAAAAUGAAUUAAAGGCAAUAAGAGAAUUGGAGCAAUUAAAAAUAGAAACUAUGCAUCCUGAAGAACAGAUGGUAUCAGUUCAGACGUCCCCUAGACCGGACUUCACCGAUGGUAUGUCACAAGAGUUUGGAAGUGGGCGUGGUGAAAAUUGGCAUGUAUACAGGUCGCAGCUGGAGAGUAUGUGUCAGAGUUUACAUUACCUUAUCCUUAGAUGUAGAGAACAACUCAACAAAACUACACACAGCGGCAUUAGACAGGCUGAUUUGUCAGACUAUGAUGCACUCCAGAAGUCUUUACGUGACCUUUUAUCGGAGGUCAAACAGCUGCAGGAAAUGGAAGGUGAAUAUAUGACUCAUCCCUCGGGCAGUGUGAAUGAGAGAAUCCUCCGACAAAACGAGGAACUGACAAACUUUGUUGCUAGGAUCAGUGAGGAGAAGACAGAGUUACGUAACACACUAGGAACAUUGGAGGAGGAGAUAUGGAGAUAUAGACAGAUGGACUCUAAAUAUCAGGAGAUGCAGAGAUCUUCUAGUGGUGUAGAUCAUCAACUUAUAGCUGAAAGAUCCGACUGGGCCAAAGAAAAACUUUCCCUACAGAUGGCGCUAAACUCUGCAGAAAGGGAAAUUGAUCUGUUGCAGACGGACUUGCGUGUGGAACGUGAAAGACGAGUGGCGGCCGGUAUCACGGAGACAAAAGACAAUGAUAAGAUUAAGAUUCAAAGACUUUACGGAAAAUAUUUACGAGCUGAAAGUUUCAGAAAAGCACUGAUAUAUCAAAAGAAGUACUUGCUUAUCUUACUGGGUGGUUUCCAAGAUACUGAGGAAACAACAUUGGCACUGUUGUCACGUAUGGGAGCAAUGGAUUCUAAUAGACCAAAUGGUUGCAGAAGACAUACCAAACCAUUGACAACUUUUAGAGGUGCCGUCAGGGUCGUAAUUGCUAUACAAAGGAUGAAGUUUUUGGUAAAGAAAUGGAGGCGUGCAACAAGGGUUGGUUCAGAAGUUGUUGGAGGUACUGUAGAUCAGAAUAACGGGUAUGUACCACAUUCCAAUGGAUAUUCCCCGGCAAGAUCAUCACCACGUGUUUCAGCUAUUCCAGUGAGAUCAGCGUCAUCAUCGCCUGCACGUGCCAUGUCAUAUCGCCAUCAAUCACCGUCACGUGCCACAGAACACGCCGUGUUUCUCAGUCCAAGGUUUGACAUGGACUCUGUUUCAUCGUCAUCACACACGUCUCCUAGAGUCACCACACUAAGUCAUGUUCCAUAUACCCCACCCACCAAGGAUUACAGUAGUACAACAAAGUAUUCCUCACCUUCAUCUGGUGCUAGAAGAAAAAUCCUGACCUCAACAAGUAUUCCAGCACCGAGAUCUGGUCGUGUAAGAUUCACUUCGGACGAGCCAAAAAAUGGUGAACUUGGGGAUAGUGAGGAUUAUAUUCAUAGAUUAGAAAACUUGCAGACUAGGCUAGGAACUUUGCAGAGUGAAUAUAAAUGGCUUGCUGGAGAGAGAAACUUUAUUGUUAAGGAGAUACUCAUUUAAGGGUAGAAAGUCCAGCUACAGACAAGCUUGGAGGUAGAGCUACACAUGUGUUCAGCAAACCAAUGGUGUGCCAUCCUGUCACAUGACCAGUGUGCCAAGUCAGGAGGACCAAUCAGAAAUGAUCAUGUGACUGUUGAUCAUGUGACUAAUAGAAAAACUAAAAAUAGACUGUGAUAUUUAUAGAAGGAAAAAUAGACACUUAAUUUGAUUGUGUUUAGGUGCACUUUGAGUGGUUAGAAUGUUUUAGGCAACAGAAGGUGAAGGUUUCAUAUAUACAUGGAUUGUAUUAUGACAUUAUUUUUAACAAAUAGCUGACUUAGUUGUGUGCUUUUAUAAAUUGUCAUUUAUGAUUAUAAAAAUGCAAUUUUAUCCAGUAUUGUAGAUUGAUUUAGGGGGACCAGAAAUAUUUGUUGUUACUAUGAAAGGAACAGAAACACUGCCAAUGUAAACUUAGUGCCAGAGAAUUCUUAAUAUGUUUUAAAUUUGUACAGCUGUGUGACAAUAUUUUGUGCACAAAGUUUGUAAUGUAUUUUAAACAAGUAAUUUUUUGCUACAACUAUUUUAAAAAGUUUUUUUUUUGUAAAUCUCAUAGAAUUGUAAAUCUCAGUGUUUGGUUGUAUAUUAUACAAGUUUGUUAGUAAUGUCUCAGAAUAUCCGUCCAAAUGUUUCAACAUAUGCAGCUAUAUGUUUUUAUGAUAUGUUUUAGUGGUAUGUGAAAUUAGGCUGCGGCCUGAUCUGGACAUAUAUACACACAUUAAGGCCUAAAUGUUUAGGCCUAUUAUACAAUACUGCUAUCAUUAUAAAUAUAUUAUUGCAUACUUACACAUUAUAUAAUGUAUGAUAAUUUGUAAUAAUAUGAAUAGGGCAUACUAUAUGUAAGUUAUUACAAAAUGUUCUAAAUUUUGUUAAGAAAAGUUAAAAUAUUUGAAGAUAUUUUAUGAAAAUUUAGGCCUACCAUUUCUUGCAUUAUUUGUUUUUCACCUUGUGACAUUGUUAAAAUACCAUGAUACAUGUUACUGUAUGAUGAAAAAAUAUUUUGAUUUUUUUUUAAAUGGGUGUUAAUAUUGGCUAUAACGUUCUGAUUGCAUAGAUAGGUAUAAAAUGUAAACUUAACAGAAGCUAUCUAGUCGCAGCAACUGUGAUGUAGCCUAGAUAUUAUUAUAAUAGAGGAUCUGUGUACGUUGAAAGCUUAUGACCUUAUAUUAUAGUGGUCCACACUCCAAACCCACACAAUUCUUUAGUUUUAUAAAAACUGACCAUAUUUAUAGUAACAGUAGUAAAAUGAGUUUAUUUUAUCAUCAAAUAACUCUGAUAGAAUUGUUAUACUUACUCAUGCAUUAUAGAUUUGUGUAAAUGUACAUAGAUUUUAUACAAAACAAAAUUAAUUUAUUCUUGUAUAUAAAUUGCACUCAUGUAUGUGAAAAAUCAUAGUGAUUCAAUGAAAAUGAUCAUGAAAAAAAAAA